Messenger RNA from Pedinophyceae sp. YPF-701, 732 nucleotides. NCBI's taxonomy places the organism in Eukaryota, Viridiplantae, Chlorophyta, Pedinophyceae. The record is from the annotation of a GenBank genome assembly.
AUGAUCGGCGCUCAGACGCACGCUGCGCGGUGCCCCGUACUAGUUUGCAAGGGCCUUGGGGCUGGCCGGCGACGCGGACCCCCUCCCGUGCCCGUGCGGCGCGCUAUGUGCCCGCCAGUGCUCCGCCGCGGCGUUGCGUGCAUGGGCGGCAACAUCAAGUACCCGGCGGAGCUGGACGAGUUCAACCCGUUCGAAAUCUUGCGCGUGGGGAAGGGCACCACGUUCGAGGGGCUGCUGCGGGCGAGGGAGAUAGCGGCACAGAAUGCCCAGGGUGACGCGCAGAAGCUUGCCGACAUCGAGAAGGCCUUCCGCGUCUUCGUCGACGGCGCGAAGGAGCGCUUCAUCAAGCAGGUGGCCCAGGCCCCGGACAGCCACCUGGCGCACUUCGAGCUCGCGAACUUCUACCAGACCGUCGGCGCGCUCGACGAGGCGGAGGAGUCCUACCGGCGGGCGAUCGCACUGAACCCCAACCACGUCGACAGCCUCAACAACCUCGCCACGCUCCUGCAGGAAGCGCGUGGGAGGCCGCAGGAGGCGGUGGAGCUGUACGAGCGCGCCGUGGCGGCCGCGCCGGAGGACGUCGACGUGUUGUUCCAGUACGCGUUGUGCAAGCUGGCCCUGGGGGACUCUGGGGGGUAUAGGGAGCUGGUGGAGAAGAUCGUCGGGAUCCAGCCGGAGCUCGCGGAGCACCCGCUGAUCAAGGCGCAGGCGGCCCGGCUCGGCGAGAGCUGA